UGUUACGCGCAAACAAAAACAUUAGCAUAUUAUGAAAAACAAAAAGAAACUUGGAAGUAGACACAGACAGUUUUUGCAGUGAGAGUUGAGUGACCCAAAAACACUCCAAAAACCUUUCCAUCUUCGCCUUCUUCUUUUUCCCCCACACUUCAUUUCAUUCACUGCUUCGUUUUUUUUGAAGCCUAAUUUCUACGCACUCAACUAUACGAACCUUAAGAAUAGAUUGUAAAUGUUCUGAGCUUUCUCAUGGAAACAAAAGAACAUCAUGCUGUUGCACCGAAAAAACCAACUCUUACACCUAAGGCUAUAAUACACCAAAAGUUUGGCAAAAUGGCUUGUUACGUGGUAGAGGAAGUGAAGGAGGUCUGUCAAACUGAAUGUCCAGGUUUAAGCAUUCCACAGACGGGACCCUGCCUUUUCCGUUGCACAUUGCAGCUUCCAGAAGUUACGGUUGUGUCAGGGACUUUUAAGAAAAAAAAGGAUGCAGAGCAAUCUGCUGCAGAGAUGGCUAUAGAGAAGCUUGGUAUCAUUCCAGAAACAAUUGAUCUCACUCCUCAGGAAGCACAGGAAAGUUUAGUUGCUCGAAUCGCCUAUCUAUUUUCAGAAAAAUUUCUCGUAUCUGAUCAUCCACUCAGUGGUCACAUUCGAGCUACUUUGAGGAGGAAAGGCGAUCGUUGCGGAUCAGUUCCUAUUUCUGUCAUUGCUGUCUGUGAUGCAAAGAUUUUCAGUUUGUGUAAAUGUAUUAAUCCUGAGGUGGAGUCAAAUCCAUUUCUGGUUCUUUCAUAUGUAGUACGGGCCACUACAAAGUUACACGAGUUUCUUGCUACAUCUGAGCAGCAUCUCUGGAUUAGAAAGCUGAGUCCAUAUUCACAAGAUAUUAUAGAGUCAUUAAUGAAAGAAGGUGAUUCACAUGAAUGCAUUCCGGUUGCGGCCAUAUGCAUUCCUAGUUCGAUGGAAAAACAUGUUGAAGCAGUGACUCUUCGUAUAUCUUUAAGACAAUACUACCUUGAUAUCAUUGCAAAUGAACUUGGUUUAGAAGAUUGCGCCAAUGUUCUGAUUUCAAGGAAUAUAGGCAAAGCUUCUUCUGAGAUGAGACUGUUCUUUGCUGCUCAACAAUCAUAUCUACUGGAUCAGUCUUUUAUAUCUGGAAAUGGAAAAGAAACGGAGGGAUCUCUAAAUGUUCGGGCAAGAUACUUGUCUGGGCAAGAUAUAGUUGGUGAUGCAAUAUUAGCAUGCAUCGGAUAUACUCGGAAAUCUAGAGAUCUUUUCUAUGAGGAUGUAACUGUUCAGUUGUAUUACAGGAUGCUUCUAGGGAAGACUCCAGGAGGCGUUUACAAAAUAUCCAGAGAUGCCAUACUCACAGCUGAGUUGCCUUCAAGAUUUACCACAAGGGUUAACUGGAGGGGUUCCCUUCCCAGAGACAUACUUUGUAUGUUUUGCCGCCAGCAUCGCCUGUCGGAACCUCUCUUUUCUGUUUUAAGUCCUCCUUUCAAAAUACUAACCGAAUCAUCAGAAUCAUGUUUUAAAGCUGCAGACUCGGGCACAGAUGUGAUUGAAUGUGCCAAUGGAGCUUCUAAAAAUGCAUGUCCAAAGCAAUCAGAUUCAGAGAUGUUUAAAUGUGAAAUAAAGUUACGUUCUAGGUGUGAGGAUGUAAUACUUUUGUGUUCCCCUGAGGAUUGUUAUAAGAAGCAGAACGAUGCUAUUCAGAAUGCUUCAUUGAAACUUCUAUCAUGGCUGAACAAGUAUUUUAAUUGUGUAGCUGCUCCUUUUGACCAGCUUUAUGAGACUGCAAGCAACUCCAACAUCCACAUUUUUUCCAAAAACCUUUUCAGAGAAAUUUUAACUGGCCAAUCGAAUCAGAAUUGUCAGCUUUAUGCAAUGGAAUGCAAUAAAUUACUUGAAUCACAAGACAUGUCAGGAAAUGAGGUUUAUUCAUUAAAGAUUGAAGGUCCAGACUCUGGUGUUUGUCCAUGCAAUGGAUCUUUACCUUGUAUUAGUUAUUCAGCAUCUUUGGUCGUGGAGGGUGAAAACAUGAAAGAAGUUAUUGAAGUUUGUAACGAGUUUGAGUUUGAGAUCGGAGUUGGUGCUGUGGUUUCCUACAUUGAGGAGGUUGUGAUGCAGAUGUCUGUUGGCCAGUAUGCUUAUUUCAAUACGAACUUGGUCACUUCUGAUUUGAUUUUUGCUUCAGCUAGUGAUUCAGCUAAAAUGUUGUCCUUGUUAUCUUCUAAGGCCUGCUAUGUGGAGUAUGAAAUUAAUUUGACCAAAGUUGCAGAACCUCCAGAGGAAAGAAUGGAGCAGGCUCUUUUUAGCCCUCCACUUUCAAAGCAAAGAGUGGAAUUUGCAGUGCAACACAUUGUAGAAUCCCAUGCUACUACUUUGCUUGAUUUUGGAUGUGGAUCUGGAAGCUUGUUGGAAGCAUUGCUAAAUUACACAACUUCUCUGGAGAAAAUUGCUGGUGUUGAUAUUUCACAGAAAGGUCUCACUCGUGCUGCAAAGGUACUGAAUUCAAAAUUAGUUGCAAAUUCAGAUGCUGGUGUGACUACAAAAUCACUUAUACUUUAUGAAGGCUCAAUUACAAAUUUUGAUUCCAGGUUACAUGGGUUUGAUAUUGGUACUUGUUUAGAGGUGAUUGAACAUAUGGAUGAAGAUCAAGCUUGUCUUUUUGGGGAUGUGGCAUUAAGCAGUUUUUGUCCAAGGAUUCUCAUUGUUUCUACACCAAAUUUUGAAUACAAUGUAGUGCUCCAGAAGUCGAGUCCUCCUACCCAUGAACAGGAAGAUUUGGACGAGAAAACCCUCUUACAAUCAUGCAAGUUUCGCAAUCAUGACCACAAAUUUGAGUGGACCAGAGAACAGUUCAUACAGUGGGCAUCCGAAUUGGCUGCACGACACAAUUACAGUGUGCAGUUCAGUGGUGUUGGUGGUUCUGUUGAUGUUGAACCAGGUUUUGCGUCACAGAUUGCAGUGUUUAAACGGGAAUGGAGACCUGAAGAUGAUGUCCAGAAGCAUACUGAUAUAAAAAACCAUUAUAAUGAAAUAUGGGAAUGGAAUAGUAAAAACAGAUAACUUUUUUUUUUCUUUAAAGGAAGCUAACAGAAUGAAACUUGUACAGUUCUGAUUGCUGGGCUUGCCAGAAAACAAGCAAAAUAGAAUGGAUUCUAGGAGAUAAGAUUAAGGAAGGAAGUAUUGGGAGGUUUGGUUAAGGCAUGGAUUUGGUUAGAUCAUGUCUUGUGGCCUCUGUUCAUAGAGUCUGAAAUUGGUUGCAAGAGAAAUGUUCUGAGAUAUAUAUUAUAUGUAGGUAGAUGGUAAAAAAGUUAGGGUCUUCCCCUGGAGUCUGAUGAAGAUUUAAAGGAUAGCAGUAUAGUUUCUGGAAUAGGCAUGGUAGUUUCUAAGGUGAAUCCUAAACAGAUAAUGACAUGUUUUGGUUAUAUUUUGCAGCCAUCAAAACAUGAGAUUGUGUUUUGUUUAUUUUCUUCAAUUCUCACGUGUAUUCGUAAAUACUAAUCAGAAAGUAAAAGUGUUAAUCUUUUGUGUUUAA
Messenger RNA from Cicer arietinum (chickpea), 3535 nucleotides. Its product is annotated as small RNA 2'-O-methyltransferase. The record is from RefSeq and is a predicted model, not a curated record. Gene Ontology annotation, molecular function: O-methyltransferase activity; RNA methyltransferase activity. Gene Ontology annotation, cellular component: nucleus; cytoplasm. Gene Ontology annotation, biological process: siRNA processing; piRNA processing; RNA methylation. NCBI's taxonomy places the organism in Eukaryota, Viridiplantae, Streptophyta, Magnoliopsida, Fabales, Fabaceae.